UUAAAGCAGCAGGGUUACAGCAGUUUCGCAUUGUCUGCUCUUGUUUUUUUAACUGUAUCGCUGAUUUCUUCUUACAAGAUUUGUUUCUUCCAGGUUUCUUUUUCAACAGGAAAGAACACUAAAAGCACAAGUUUGGUAGCAUUUGAUUUUCAUCAGAAAGUUUUUUUUUUUUAUGCUAAAGUAACAUGUUUUGACAGGUUUCUUGAUGCUGUAGCUUAACCUCAUCAGAAUGGAGAAUCGACCAGUUACCUUAACUCAGGCCUCAGUAUUGCCUUUCUGUGAUAAGUCCCAUGCUCAGAAUCUUCUCAGAGGCAUCAAUGAAUUACGGUCUGAGCAGAAAUUUUUUGACAUGACCCUUUCAGUAGAAGGACAGGAAUUCCCCUGCCAUCGCACUGUUUUGGCCUCGGCUAGCAAUUACUUCAAAGCUAUGUUUGCUGGUGCCUUAAAAGAAAGUUAUACAGAUCGGGUACAGAUCCAUGAGGUGAAGGCAGACAUCUUAGAGUUGCUUAUUGACUUCUGCUACACUGGUUAUGUGACUGUGACCCAGGAUAAUGUGGACCUCCUGCUGCAGGCUGCUGACCUGUUCCAAUUCCCUUCAGUAAAAGAAGCUUGUUGUACUUUUCUGGAACAACAACUUGAGAUUUCUAACUGCUUGGAGAUUUUGGACUUUGCAGAGACCUAUGCUUGUAGAAGUCUUGUAGAAAACACAAAACAAUUUAUUCUUAAGAAUAUUGUAGAACUGACUAAAGCAAAAGACCUGAAAAAGCUGUCAAAGAAAAGAAUUCUGGAGUACAUCUCUGAUGACCGUCUAUGUGUUGACAAAGAGGAAACAGCAUAUCAAAUUGCACUGUGCUGGGUUAAAGCAGAUGUAAAGGGGCGCCACAGGUUUUGGCCAGAACUUUUUGAGCAUAUACGUUUGCCCUUCAUUAGACGUUUUUACCUUCUUGCUUAUGUGGAAAGUGACCCUGUAGUUUACAGUUCUCCUCCUUGCCUCAAGCUGAUCAGUGAAGCCCGUGCAUUCCAGUCUUGUGAAUAUGAUCGUCAUGAUAAGCCCUGUGAAAGGAUGAGACCCCGUCCCUCAACAGGACUGGCUGAGAUCCUGGUGGUCAUUGGUGGCUGUGACCAGGACUGUGAUGAGUUGGUGACCGUGGAUUGCUUUAAUCCUCUCUCUGGGCAGUGGCGGUAUUUGGCUCAGUUCCCAGAUCAUCUUGGAGGUGGUUACAGUACAGCAGCCUUGGGCAAUGAUAUCUAUGUCACUGGGGGCUCUGAUGGGUCUCGGCUUUACAGUGUUGUUUGGAGAUACAAUUCAAGUGUGAACGAGUGGAUUGAGGUUGCCCCAAUGUUGAAAGCAAGAGAAUACCAUAGUUCCACCGUCUUGAAAGGACUUCUGUAUGUGGUUGCCACAGACAGCACUGAGCGAUAUGACCCCUGGUUGGAUACUUGGGAGCCUCUGAGGCCCAUGUUAUAUCCAAUGGACAACUGUUCUACUACUGCUUGUCAUGACAGACUUUAUGCCAUUGGAUCUCUUGCUGGACAAGAAACCAUGGUAAUACAGAGCUAUGACCCUGAGACAGACAGGUGGACUUUGGUAAACUGUGGUCAGCUGCCACCAUGGUCAUUUGCGCCCAAAACUGUGACACUAAAUGGUCUUCUGUAUUUCAUAAGGGAUGACUCUGCAGAGGUUGAUGCAUAUAGCCCUUUAAAGAAUGAAUGGUUUAAGAUCCCUCCAAUGAACCAGGUCCAUGUUGGAGGCAGUCUAGCAGCAUUAGGAGGCAAACUGUAUGUCUCAGGUGGAUAUGACAACACAUUUGAGCUUUCUGACGUAAUGGAAAUAUAUGAUCCACAGACUCGAACCUGGACCAUUGCAAGCAGACUGCCUCAACCUACUUUCUGGCAUGGAAGUGCCAGUAUCUUUCGCCAGUUCAUGCCACAGACCCAGUAUGGCUUUGAGGGUGUUGUUCUGGACAAUGUAAAUAAUGAGAAUAAUGCUGUAAACCUCAAUCGGCACAAUCGGAACCAUUUACCAGACCAAAAUCUUAAUGACUUGCAUUAGAUGGUCCAAGGAAAAGAAAUAUGCAUUUCUCCACUUUAGAUGAGUACUUGAUUCUUCAUGUUUUUUUUCUUUCUGGAGUGCCUUCUGUGAUGUGUGUUUCCAUGUAGGUCUCUUCUUUCCUUCCACAUCCCAAAGGCAUGCACAUAGAUGUGUUUGCACUAUCUGCAUAUUUUGAAACUAACAUCCCAUCCAAGAUUGCUUUUGUGCCUUACACCAGUUGCUUUCUGGAAUAAAUUCCAUCUCCUCUGCAGCAAGUGACUAGGAUGAAGUGGAUAUCGGAAAAUGAAAUGAGCAAUGCAAGAUUUAUCAACUGAAGUAUAUGCAGUGCACCCCUAAACUGCUAUUGUACAGAAGAUAGGCACCCUUCUCACAGUAUGGUUACAUCUACAUAAUGCUGAAAGAAAGAAUGCCCUUUUUCCUUAUGUUUGCAGCAGUGGCAUGUAAUGAAUGUUUGUUCAUUCCUUCUCUGUAUUUCAUGACAUAGUAAUAUUUCUGAUGGCACUGACAUCACUGGGUCAGAAGAACAAUGAAGGCACUGUCUGCAUGACGAAAGUUUGGAUUUGCAACAGCAUAGAAGUUUAGCUGUGACAUUUGGGAUUUUAAAAUAGUUACUUGCAUAGAUACUUAAACGUUAGAUCUUUCAUUAGGCAGCUUGAAGAAGAUAAUGCAGAGCUGAAUGUUUCUUACUUUCCUUUUUUAAAUUUUAUUGUAUUUAAACAGUGCUAAUAUAAAUAACAAUGUCCCAUAGGAAAUAACACAUUGUAUGUUUACUUGUAAUGGGAAAAUGCAUCUGAUGAUUUGAAUUUUUGAGAGCUCUGAAUCUAUGCCAGAAGCACUAGCUACUAAGGCUAUGUGUGUGUGUGUGUGUGUGUGUGUGUGUGUGUGUGUGUGUGUGUGUGUGUGUGUGUGUGUUUUGUCUGUGUUGUGUGUCCACACAUACAUCCUUGCAAUAUAUAGAUGCUAACUGAGAGCCACUUAUACAGAAUAACCUUCUCUUCUACAUUUGGUCUUGAGGUAUACUAGUGAGGAAGUUUGAGUAAGCUGCUUGCUUGAAUUGAGAAUAAAACAGUGGCAUCCCUGAAUUUAUAUCCUAAUAGAGUUCAUUCAUGGCUGUUGAUAUAUUCUCUUCCCCACUGAAGAAGGCAAACUUUUAUAUGUUGUCCUCUCUCAGAAAUUCAGAUUACUUUUGCAUGCUAUCUUUCUUCAGCUACAACUCCAUAAUAACACUUAUUAUUGUUUCUUCUCAGAACUGAGAAGCAUUAGCAGAACAUGUUGCACAACAGGUAGCACGUACCUUUGGUGCAGAAGACUGUGGGUUCUCUUCUCACACCAGGUAGAUUGAUUGCUGACACAGCAGUACACCAUAAGGGGGUGCUGCACUCCUGAAUCUGCCCUCCUCUCAGAUUAGAUGUUAAACCGAGGCUCCAUCUCUUUGAGCUGGUGGUAGUUCAGGUGGAUGUAAAAGACCCUAUGGCACCUAUUGAAAAUAGUAGGGGAUAUCCUUUGAUUCCCUGGCCAUAUUUCCCCUAAUAAUAUAAAUACCACCUUGGAUCCCCUCUAACCUAGUGGACCUAACCUGGACAACAAAGGGUAAAUAAAAAAGAAAUUGCUUGAUAAACUAGCUUAAAUCAAUUUCAGUUGUUAUGCUGUUUACUGUGUGUGUGCUUAUUUGUUCCUACCCUGAUGACUGCAUGUCCUUUUGCAGGUGACAGGCUUUAGUAUGUAUUUUACUGUGCCCACUCUGUAAAAAAAUAAAUAAAAAAAAAAAAAAAAAAUGUCCUUUCUCAGUAUCCCACAAGUGUAAGGUUCUCCAAGCUUCUUCAUGAACCCAGUCUACCCUUAAGUAAAAAGUGCAAGCAGUUACAUUUUAGGGCAUCUUUUCAUCCAGAAAUGUGUAAUGCACUCUAGUUUUAGUGUAGUUACUUAGCAAAUCUCAUAAUGAUUUAACAGACUUAAAGCAAAAUAACAGUUUAAGAUGUGUUAUGUAAAAUUGCGUUACUUUAUUGUUUCUAGAGCUGUUUUGGCUUUUGAACUUCACUCAUUGUUGGUAGAUGGAGAAACAAUCUGGAGUGUAUAGUGGUAGAUAAAAAUACAUUUGAUCUCCUUAGAAGAACUUCACAGUUUGUUAUUCAAGAUGAGGUUGGUUUAUAGUUAGUAACUUCAUUGAAACAAUGGGGGAGGGUUCUCUUGGUGAGGCACAUCUUGUAGCCAGCAAGUCAUAAUAACUUCUUGUCCUGAGAAAGAAGACUAGAUUGAGAAAAUAAACCAAAGUGAAGAUUGCUAGCUCAUCUUGUUAAAGAGUGCAGGUUAUCAAACCAUAAGAACAGUGAAUCCUGAAAUCAGUGUCUGAUAGUAGGGUAGGUCUUAGUGCCUUAACAAUACAGAAGUUUGUAGGCAGAAGAGCUAGAGAGGCUUGGCUAAAAACUGGGUGGAUCAUAAAAGGUUAAAGAUUUUGAAAAAUGCAGCAUUUUUAAUUUACAGAUACAGGAACCAAGUUACGAAAAGCUUGAAAUGACAAAGAAAUGUUUUUGCAGCACCCUUGUGUCUUCAUUUCACUCGAAGUAUAAACAGGAUAGAAGAGAAAAUGACUAAAACAUAGUUGAGUGGAGACGUAACUUUGUGGUAUAAGGUAGUAGUUUUUAUUGUACCUCAUGGAAGGUGAUCUACAGUACAGGUUAACUUGUGGUGGGCCAUAAAGGGAAACGGCCAUGUCUUAUUAGCUAUUGCCUAAAUGAGGUUGUGUUCUGCCUCCUGCAAAACAAACACACACACGUGUGCAAGUUUUAUGUAAUAAAUUUUGAGAAAGACAUGGUGGUAUAAUGGUUAAUACCUUCCCUGUCCAGACAAACAAGGUCCAUGUCACUGUGUAGAGGUUGCAUAUUCUCCCAGUGGUUGUGUGAGGUUUCACCCCUCCCAAAAACAUGCUGAAUGCUUUGGCCUCAAGGAUGUGAGGUACCACUUUCAACCCUGCCCCUCCAGUUGAACUUCAUCAUGAAACUUGCUCCCUAAUCCUACAGUGCAGAAUUUUCCAUGUACCUUAUAUCUGAUCCCAGUAUAUUCUGUAUAUAUUCGUGUGUGUGUGUGUAUGCACACGUGUGCUUAUUUCAGGACAGUUAAUAUUGUCCCAGAUGUUCUUCGUGUUUCACUGUUGUAGUCAUCACAUUUGGGUUAUCUGCCUGCAGAUAGCC
This is a messenger RNA of Protopterus annectens (West African lungfish), 5241 nucleotides long. RefSeq names its product kelch like family member 21 (gene KLHL21). Bases 230 to 2053 code for a protein of 607 amino acids. The transcript is spliced from 5 exons. Gene Ontology annotation, molecular function: protein binding. Gene Ontology annotation, biological process: protein ubiquitination. NCBI's taxonomy places the organism in Eukaryota, Metazoa, Chordata, Ceratodontiformes, Protopteridae. The record is from RefSeq and is a predicted model, not a curated record.